CGGACGAUAAAUAUAAGCUUCAACGAUAAGUCUUCUACAAAGUCGAUCACAUUCACCGCCAUCCCUCUCUCUUCAUAAAUCUCUUCUCCUCUCUCCAAAAAUUACUGGGCAGAGCAGCAGCAGCAGAGAAAAAUACAUAGAAGAUUUUGGUAAUAGCUCUUUCAAUAUGAGUUUCGCAUCAGUAUAUAGAUUACUCCAGGAGAUAUUCCCUGAGGUUGAUUUUCGUUUGUUGAGGGCUGUUGCUGUUGAAAAUCCAAAUAAUCCUGAUGUAGCUGUGGAAGAGGUUCUAAAUAUGGGUUUACCCUUUACAUCCUCGGUAUAUCUACCUGGUUCUACUAGUAAUCAGGUUGAUAACCAACAAUCUGGAAACAGUCCAGUACAGACUCCUCUUAGUGACAAUGUGAAUAGCAAGCAUGUGUUGACUGGAGAAAGAGUUGCAGCGGAGCAGAGCGUAUCUUUGCAGCACCAAGGGCUGGAUGAAGAGACGAAAACAUGCUCUCCUUCAGACCAAGGAUCUGUUGAAAGUGAAGUUGCAAUUCUAGAUGAGAUCCAGAGUGGUGUUUCAGCUGCAACAAUGAGUGCUCUAGCAGGGGAAUCUUUAGAUUAUAGUGAUGCCACAGGCAAUCAAAAUACUGAUGUCACCGUUGAGUCGGAUGAAGUUUUUGACGGUUCUAAUUCUUCUGCAAUAAACGGCGACCUUAACUUAAAUUUGAAUUGCCCACCCAAAGAAGGACAGAAACUGGACAACGAAGAAAUAGCACCUUUUGCAGACUCUGCAGCAAAUAGUGAAUUUUCUAACAGUGAAUUUGAAAAGUUGGAAUCCAGUGGUUUGUUAGAGAGUAGUUCUGAGCGUGUGUUUUGUGAUACUGAAAAUGAUGAUAGUCUAGAAAAUUCUUCCUCUACUACUAUAGUCUCGAAGUCCGGCCAGACAUGUAGCAUAGAUCUUCUUGAAAAUGCCAUUGAAGAUGCUAAGAGUAACAAGAAGAAUCUGUUUGCAGCCAUGGAGACAGUUAUUAAUAUGAUGAAAGAAGCUGAACUUCAAGAGGAGAAGGCUGAACUUUCUAAAAAGGAAGCUUCAUUGGGUGGUUUAGAUACCCUUGAGAGGGUUGAAGACCUCAGGCAGAUGUUGCAACGUGCAAGAGAAGCAAAUGACAUGCAUGCUGGAGAAGUUUAUGGGGAGAAGUCCAUCCUAGCAACUGAGAUGCGGGAGCUCCAGUCUCGGUUAAUCAACUUAUCAGAUGAGAGGGAUGAAUCUCUUUCUAUUCUAGAUGAGAUGAACCGAACUCUCGAAGCACGACUAGUUGCUGCUGAGGAAAUGAGGAUCGCAGCUGAUAAAGAGAAGCAAGAAAGGGAAAAUUCUGCUCGAGAGUUACUUGCAGAACAAGAACUCAUCAUGGAGAAGGUGGUUCAAGAAUCAAAAAAACUACAACAGCAAGCAGAUGAGAACUCCAAGCUCCGUGACUUCUUGAUGGAUCGAGGACGUGUUGUCGACGUACUGCAAGGGGAGAUUGCUGUUAUAUGCAAAGAUGUGAAAUUGCUGAAAGAAAAAUUCGAUGAGUGCGUUCCAUUCAGCAAGUCGGUUUCAUCAAGCCAAACAAGCUGUAUAUUAGCCUCUUCAGGCUCAUUCUCUAAGAGCCUUGUAGCAGAUUGGGUUCCUGAGCAUGAUCUGUCCUCCGAGACCCCGAAGAAGAUCACUCCUGCAUCUUCAAUAUCCUCAGCAUCUCUAGUAUCCUCGGUCUGUGAGGAUCAUCCAUUAUUGAAUACCACUAGCCCUGAGAAUGAGGAUACCAAGUUUGAUGGCAAAAAGUCUCUUUCAGAUGAUGACUGGGACAUGUUCGAGGACGAAACUCCAGUCUUUCCUUAAACUCUGGGUGUCCAUAUAUUGCAGUGAGAAAAACAUGUUGAUUUUGCCGGAAUUCUAAUUUUUUGUUGCUGACCCAUACAGUAUCAAAGUUCUUAUUAGCUUAUUUUUCUUUAUGCCUCUUCUAGUCUUGGUUAAUAAGGUAAUAGGAACUAGAAACUAGUAUUGGUUGCUAGUAAUAUAUUUUGUAUAGCAGUACUUUGGUUUGCUUAUGAGAUCUCACAGAUUCUAUUCUGUACAGUAGUAUAUGAACUCGACGAAGUAUAAGAAUAUUUUUUUUAGGUUUUGAUUGAGGUAUGUUUUGAUAAUUAUUCCUUUUUCUAAGUAAGUUUCAUUUACA
Papaver somniferum (opium poppy) is the source of this 2201-nucleotide messenger RNA. Its product is annotated as putative leucine-rich repeat-containing protein DDB_G0290503. The coding region runs from base 167 to 1864 and encodes 565 amino acids. The record is from RefSeq and is a predicted model, not a curated record. The transcript has 9 exons. NCBI's taxonomy places the organism in Eukaryota, Viridiplantae, Streptophyta, Magnoliopsida, Ranunculales, Papaveraceae. Gene Ontology annotation, molecular function: ubiquitin binding.